Messenger RNA from Schistosoma margrebowiei, 481 nucleotides. The record is from the annotation of a GenBank genome assembly. NCBI's taxonomy places the organism in Eukaryota, Metazoa, Platyhelminthes, Trematoda, Strigeidida, Schistosomatidae.
GUUUCAUCAUUCCAAGAGAUAACUGUUGAAGAUUGAAAUACAUCUGUAGACGAUUCGGGACUUUCAAACAUUGUUUACUGGAGUAAUUUUAAAAAAAAACAACUCCUAUGUCUGACCUACAAUCAGAAGUUUCGAAAAAUUUAAUUGACUCUCCAUCACCUCUUAGCCUAAAGAUUAAUCAUUGGUUCGCAGUUUCAGCAUGGAAAUGGUGUACUAACGAUGAUGACUGCGGUAUUUGUCGGAACGCUUUUGAAACAUGUUGUGCAGAUUGUAAACUCCCAGGUGACGAUUGUCCUCUUGUUUGGGGUCAAUGUAAUCAUUGUUUCCAUAUGCAUUGCAUUAUAAAGUGGUUAAAUAGUCAGCAAAUGGCUCAACAUUGUCCUUUAUGUAGACAAGAUUGGCGGUUCCGAGAAUAAGCAUCUCAAUUUCUGUGAUUUUCUGAUUUUUGUUAAAAAAUUUUAAAUAUAUUAAUUAAAGAGCA